Mauremys reevesii (Reeves's turtle) is the source of this 13641-nucleotide messenger RNA. RefSeq lists its product as uncharacterized. Lineage: Eukaryota; Metazoa; Chordata; Testudines; Geoemydidae. The record is from RefSeq and is a predicted model, not a curated record. Bases 23 to 943 code for a protein of 306 amino acids. The transcript is spliced from 2 exons.
GGUGGCUGGCGGAAGCGUGACCAUGGUAGCCCUGGGCCCCACGGCAAAGGUGGACGCUGGGAGAGUGGGGGAGGAGUUGAUGGUGGUGGGUUUGGGUCCUGACGGGAGCACAGCGAAGACCACAAUGAAGGUGGCUGGUGGGACAGUGACAACGACAGCAGCAAUCUCAGGCUCUAUGGUGAAGGCAGCCAGUGGGAGCAUAGUGACCUCAGGCCCUGCGGCGAUGUUGGCGGCCUCAAGCUCCGGGGCGACGGGCCCCGUGGUGAAGAUGGCCAAUGAGAUCAUUCAGUCUCCCUCUUUUAGGUCACGGACGGCCACCCCACUGCCAAAAGACAACAGUGGGGCAUCUGUAUCUACAGUGGAGCCCAGCAGCAGCAGCACAUUGGCUUUCAAGGGUUCUGUGGUUUCAGUGGCAGCCACAAAGAGGCACAACAACAACAAUGUCCCUGUGUGUGGGACUCCAGCAGCCAAGCUCCUCAAAUUCCCCGGGCCUGAUGACAACCAUCGUCCAGCCCUUUUGGAAGCCUUCAAGGCUGUGGUAGCAGCUGGUGGGAGUGGCUGGCUGGACCCAGGGGCAGUGGCUGCAGUGAAUACAGAACUGGAAGUGGGCUGUUCCUCUGAGGAGGACCUUGGAAGCAGGAGCAGAGAGACAAGUGGCAAGAGCAGUGAGCCACAGCAACUCACCUGGACCCCCACCCUACUUGUGACAGAACGCAAGAGAAAGAAGAAGCCUAUUAGCCAGGAGCGCACAACCUUAGUGAACCUUGUACCAUGCACUGAGGAUAGGAUAAAGGAGCCUAAGCCCAACCCCCUGGGAUCAGAGGACCCAGCAGAGGCCUACAAUAUGGAGCCCCUGUUGUCAUUUUUCCCACCAGAUUCCCCCAUUAGAAGCAUGGUACCAGGUGAGUGGAGUGGGAGGGCUUCAGCCUAUGGAGUUCUGUAGUGCACUCCAUGGCAACAGAAGAUGUUGUGACUGUGGGUUCCAGGGUAUGAUGCUUUAUCUUUAGAGGUAGUCUGAAGAUCAUUUGUGUAUAUUUUCCUGCUUCUUUAUGAUGUAUGGGAGGAAAAACCCUAAAAAGAGAUUGAUAUACAUAUAAUGGUGCAGGAGAAGUAGAAAUGAUUCUAUGAUUUUCUGUAGAUGCCUGUUUCCUCUGGAAGACUAUGGGUGACUAGAAAAAAUUAAGAAUAGGACAUUUGAGAAGCCAGGCAACAAAAACCAUAAUUAACUGAGAAGAGGUGGUGGUAACUUUAUGCAAGCUGAACCAAAGGAAAUAUGGAUUUGCGGCCAUUCUGUGAUUUUGGUGUCAAAGAGGAGGGCAAGCACUCACCCACAUGGGCUGCAACUGGGUUUCCCAAGUUCGAGUGCCUUUUUGUAUUGGCAUGGCAUACAGGCAAUGCUGUGGGAUCAGCUCUUGCCUCUUCUCCAUGAAAUUUAUUAUCUCAGGUCUUUUCCAUCAAUUAUAGUAAUUCACCUUGGGGAAAAUGAUCUUGUGCAACACACCGGUAUGUCACUCAUUGUCAAAAUGAAAAAUGACUUGGGCAUCCUUAGAAGGGCCUUCCCUGAUGCCCAUAUCAUUUGGUCUUCACUGUUGCCAAGGCGUUUUUGGAAAGGAGCCGAAAAACCAGCGAGCAUAGAAAAGGCACGGAAGGGGAUUAACAGGGAAAUGUCCCAUUAUUGCAGUGAAAAUGGCAUAACGUUUUUGAGACAUGAUUUAAUCACUUACGAUAAGCCAAACAUGUUCCUGCCUGAUGUAGAUGACCUGUCUGAUGUAGGAGCUGAUGUUUUUACAGCAGAUUUAAAAGGGGCCCUACAUUCCUGCCUGGGCUUUGGUAAAGGCUAAUCUGCUUUUGUCUGGGGAAGUGAAUUUUUCAGGACUGUUCCAUGACAUCCCAUCUGUGCACGGGAGUCUAGAUUUUUGGGGGAAGGGAGGGAGAUGGUCAUACCGGUUGAAAGUUAAAGCUUUGCUGCUUUAAACUGUCAGGAAGGAGCAUUUUGCAGUUGUGUCCGCAUCCCAUUGUCUUUGGCAAGUUCUCGAUGUGGCGGAAGUUGAGAUGGGUUUGGGUUGCCCACCCAUGGAGUUUCAUAGGUCUGUGCACAAAAACUGUAGUAACUAUGGAGUUACUGUCCCCCCUUCCCCUGUGAAGAGGGGAGACUGAACAAAUACAUUAACUUGCUCAUGAGGUUAUGUUCAUUGUGUUUAAUUUUGUUCAUUUUGAUCCCUCAUAGCAAUAUUCUUGUAGACAAUAAGAUGUAAUUCAGGAUUAACGAGUGUCAGAUGGCUUGUUCGCAUGUUUCUAGCUUAAAAUAGAUGUGUAUGGAAUAAACCUUUUGUUUAUUAGGGGUGUGUGUGUGUGUGUGUGUGUGUGUAUAUAUAUAUAUAUAUACACACACACACACGCAUGCACCAUAACACGUUUUAAAUGUAAAUGUGCAGCAUGUUAUGUUGUCUCUUAUGCUUCGGCAUAAUAGACUAUAAUUGUUGGAAAGUUAGGGACAUUAGCAGGGCUUUGGAGCGGAGCGUGGAGCAGUGGAGCUGCAGAUUUUUGCCUGGAGCUGGAGCACAGCUCCAAAGCCCUGGACAUUAGGGCUCUGAUUAAACAGACUGUUUUCACACACCCAAUAGCAAUUGUAUUCGUAGAACUAUAGGGCUAGAAGGGCCCUCAAGAGGUCAUCAAGUCCAGCCCUCUGUGCUGAGGCAGGACCAUCCCUCUGUUUAAAAACCUUCAAGGAUGCCAAUUCCACAACCUCCCUUGGAAGUCUAUUCCAGUGCUUAACUAUCCUUCUAGUUAGAAAGUUUUUCCUGAUAACCAACUUAAAUUUCCCUUGCUGCAGAUUAAGCCCAUUACUUGUUGUCUUACCUUCAGUUGACGUAGAGAACAAUUUAAUCACUGUCUUCUUAACAUUGGGGAGGACUGUUAUCAGGUCCUCCCUAGUUCUCUUUUCUUAAGAGUAAACAUGCCUAGGGUCUCCCCUUCUCUUCCCUCCUCCCCACCCCACCCCACCGAUCAGAUUUUUCCAAACCUUUUGUCAUUCUUGUUCUCCUUUGGACUCUUUCUAGUUUAUCUACAUCUUUCCUAAGUGUGGUGCCCAGAACUGAUACUGUAUUCCAGUUGAGGCCUCACUAAUGCCAGGUAGAGCAGGACAGUUACCUCCAUUUUAUAUAUGUCACUCCAGUUAAUACACUACAUAAUGACAUUAGCCUUUUUCACAACUAUAUCACACUGUUGACUCGUAUUCAGUUUGUGAUCCACUACAAUCCCCAGAUCCUUUUCAGCAGCACUGUCACCUAGUCAGUCAUUCCCCAUUUUGUAGUUGUGCAUUUGAUUUUUCCUUUCUAAGUGUAGUACUUUGCACUUACCUUUACUGAAUUUCAUCUUGUUGAUUUCAGACCUAUUUUCUAGUUUCAGUCGUUUAAAAUUCUAAUCCUGCCCUCCUACGUGCUUCCCAGCAUGGUGUCGACUGCAAAUUUUAUAAGCAUACUCUCCACAGGAUUAUCCUUGUUAUUAAUGAAAAUAGUGAAUAGUUCCAGACCCAGGACUCACUCCUGCAGGACCCCACUAGAUUCAUCCCUACCAGUUUGACAGCAAACCAUUGAUAACUACUCUUUGAGUAUAGUCUUUCAAUCAGUUGUAUACUCACCUGAUAGUAAUUUCAAAUAGACCACAUUUACCUGUUUUACUGAUGAGAAUGUCAUGUGGGUCUGUCUCAGAAGCCUUACUAAAAAUCAAGGUAUAUCAUGUCUACUUCUUCCUCUCAUCCACUAGGCCAGUAACCCUGUCAAAGAAGGAAAUUAGGUUGGUUUUGCAUGAUUUGCUAUUUCUUAUAACCCUGCUAUCCUCUAGGUAUUUACAAAUUGAUUGGUUAAUAAUUUGUUCCAGUAUCUUUCCAUGUGUGCAAGUUAGGCUGACUGGUCCUCUUUGUUCCUCUUUUUAAAGAUAGGUACUAUUUUUGCCCUUCUCCAGUCUUCGAGUUAUUCACCCAGCAUCCAUGAAUGCUCGAAGAUACUUGCUUAUAGUUACGAGGUUCCUUCAGCUAGUUCCAUAAGUACUUAGGAUGAAUUUCAUCAGGACCUAACAACUUGAAUAUGUCUAACUUAUCUAAAUGUUCUUUAACCUGUUCUUCCCUAUUUUGGCUUGCAUUCCUUCCCCUUUGUUGUUAGUAUUGUGACCCAGUACUCAACACCAUUCACUUUUUUAGUGAAGUCUGAAGUGAAAUAGUCAUUAAACACUCAGCCUUCUGAUGUCAUCAGUCAUUAGCUCUGCUUCCCUGCUAAGUAGAGGACCUACACUUUCUUUUGUCUUUCUCUUGCUCUUCAUGGUUAAUUCUGUGUUAUCACUAACAAGUACAUAGGGCUUACAAGUAUCCUCUAUCCCACUCUCAUUUGAAUCUAGCUUCCAUCUAGUGUCUGACUAGUAACGGGACACUGAUUCUGUAUCCUGCUCUGGAAUAGAUGGUUUGACAAAACUGGGUUCCUCACCAUCAGUUGCUCUGCAACCUGUCCUCGAAUAACACAUUAAUUUCUGGCUAUACUCAAGAACUCUACCUUCCAGCACACUACAGGCUUGAAUGCUGACCUGCAAACAAGUCACUUACCUCUUUGUGCCCCUCAUCUUUCAUAGUCCCAUUUCAAUUUUACCCAUUUACCUACCUCAAAGGGUAUGUUAAAGAUAUUAAGUGCUCAGUAGCUAGGGAUUAUAAUUUUUUUUGUACGUCUGUAUAAGAACACAUAAUUAGUGGGAAUUUUCUCAUGAGGGUCCAGAGAGAAACUUUCUCUUGUUUUGAGAUCAUUUAUAUGAAUAGCGAUCAAAGAGCUGACUGUUGAAAUGUCAUCUAAUUCUUUCCCUAUGUUUGUGUUAAGCCUACAAGUCAUUGCUUAGAGGGAUCAGAAUAAUACUGUUUAUGGUAUGCUGACCAAAACAUGUGUAUAUUUUCUUUCUUAAGUGGCUUAUACUGAGAGGUCAUCAGACUGGGAAUGGCAGUAAAUCCAUGACUUCCUGUCUUUGCAUGGGAGUCUGGAAUGAGGGUGAAAGGGGGUUGAAAUACCAUAAGCUUAAUUGCCAGAAAUGGGCAAGAAGAAAAGUUGUCCAUGUUACCUGUGCAUCUUUUGGAAUAUUUGGGGUGGUCUAGGAGGUUCACGGAACGCCUGUCUAAGGCAAGACUGUCAUAAUGACGGAAUCUCCCAAGAGUGGAGAAAUUGGCUGAUGACCUCUUCAAUUGGCUGUACAUAGUUGAGCAUUUUUGUAGGUGGAACAUAUUUGUAGUGUGAACAGCACUGUAACUUUUUGUACAUUAAUAAAGCUAUGGGUUUUUUUUGUGUUCUUCUCUUCAAAGCUGUGAUAUAUUUGUAUGCCUUGGUGAAGUGCCUAUCGGUGUUUAGAUUUCUGCAGAAUAAAAAAAACUUUGCAUGCAUUUUGCUUUGCAUUGCAACCUGAAAGUUAACAUGGAGGGGAGAGAUGUUCCCAUUGUGGGGGAAUUCUAAGUAAAAUUCAUUACUACUUCAUAAAGAUUAUAAGCAACAUACCCUGGCUUUCCUAUGGCCUUCAGGUAGGACUGACACAUACUUACAAUUUUUUUUUUCACCCCAUUUGGUUUCUGUAAUGGCACUGGCACAGUGCAACUCUUGAUGUCUGUCCAGUGACAUUCAGAAAUGAUAAUGCAAUUUAAAAUUUAAUUUGGCAAACAACUUAGUUUUUCUAUAGUAUGAAAUGAAACUUCAGAGUAGUGCUGAGUAAAACUUUUAAUAUAGCAAUUAAACUGCUAGGCUUUUCCCUAUGCCUAUGCCCGUAUCUCUAUGAAUAAGGCUUUAUAGGCCUAAAUGUCAGUGCUCCAUAGUGAUUAAUAUGGUAGUAAAAUAAAUUACAUGGUAUUUCUUUGUAAAUGCUGUGGUAGCCUUUCACUUGUUAGCUUGUACCAGCGUCUGUUUUUGAUGGUUCUAGUCUUGGCUAGAACUUGCAUGUGGAAUUGAGAUAUUACAAUCGUUUUGAUAUAUAUAAGUAGAGAAAUGGGUUUCUCAAGGAGUUAACCCUUUGUUCCUCUGCUCCUUUUUCAAACUAGCAUGAUCAGACCAUUCCCCUUAAAGGGUAGAUCAUUGGUAAUAAAUACUAAUGAAUGAUGCUCUAUUGGCUGUCAGGUGGCAUUAACAAAUUAUUAUUUUGUUUCCUUCUCUUUUGUACCUCCCCAAAGGCCAAGUAGAGAAUUUAAAAAAACAAACAAUUUGAGGGCAGUGUAAUGUAAACAGAGUGUAUCUUCAUUUACUUUAAUGGAGUUACUCCUGACUUGCACAGAUUUGUAAGGGCAAUCAGGCCUUAGAGAUGCUGUUAGGUCAUAUAGUUUGACCUUCUGCUGUGUCUAGGUGACAGUUCUGACAUCUCAAUAACAUAAUUGACCCUCUAGCACAGGGAACAAAGGCCAGUGGUGGCUUCAGCUUUCCAGCUGAGGUCUUUGCCCAUGGUUAUGUUGUCAUUGAUUUGGGUGUAUUUAACCUUUAAAUGGAACUUUCAAAAUGGAAAUACAUUACAUUUGAUUGUUUAACAGAAGACUGAUUCCCUAGAAAUAUUAGCUGCAUACAAAACAGAUGUGGGGAAAAGGACAGUGUUACUGAUUUAGGCCAGAAUUUUCAAACUGGAUGCCGAAAUUUAGGUUCCUAAAUAAGAGGCUUGCCCCCACUUUUUUGCUGUUGUAGAGCACUGAAUCUUGUAAAAUUACCUGUAUUAAUGAACUUCUAUGGAAUUAAUAUUCACCUUUAGUAAAAUGCAGAAAGUGAGUUACAGUUUCACAAGAAGAGGUAAGAAGUGGUAUGCGAAUAAAACUUAAUUCUUUUGGUUUAUACACAAGUCAAAUAAGUUUGUUACUCUUAUGAACUGCUGUAUUUUUUUUUCUAUUUAUGAACAAGUCUGUCGUCUUAUCUGGUAAGAUGCACUUUCCCAUGGGUAUAUAGCAUCAAUUUUUUCUUGAGUGCUUGCAUUUACUUGGGAAAGUCUAGAAUAUAGUUUUCAAUGUCUGAAAUAAUACUUAAACUUACACAAAGCUUUUAUCUGUAGGUUUCAAAGUACUUUGCGGAGAUGGGUAAGUAUCAAUGUAUAGAAAAGAGAAGGGAAAACUGGAACAUCAUUAUUAGUGCAUAUAUGUAUAUGCUGUAUGUAUCACUUCUGUUUGAUUGUUGCUAACAAUUUAAUAGCUUGAUCUUCAAAGACAAUAUGCAAAGAAAUCUUAUCCAGAGAUUUGGCUUUCUUCCUAUAGUCUGUUUUCCUGGAAACUACAUAGGGAAUCCAAGUUGUCCCAUAGUCCUUGUCUAUGGAACGAUUACUUGUAGGAUACUGAAUAUGGGUAUGCCAUGCCGUCGGUGAGGACCUGUGACAUUAUCCAGGAUACAAUCUGGACAGCUGUGUCGCCUCAGAUCUCCAGCCUGGGGUAUCUUUCAUGCUGCUGUUCCUGCGGUGAGCAUAGAGGAAUGGAGGAGAGAGGUAAUUUGUGCUGUGUGUGUUUCUCUAUUCUACCUUUCUCCCCUCCUUGAAGGUCAUCUCCAGCUGGGGUUCAGGGGGCAGCCAGUCUGUUUACACAGGGACCCCCAGCUGUUUUCCAUUGCUAAUAUGUACAUUUCGCACACCUUUCUUGCCAAAGAAUGGUCACUUAACUAGGUGAUAAUCCACUUGACUUUGUUGGCUUAAGACACCCGGUUUAGUUGCUGGUUUGUCUUUUGUUUCUGAGGAACUGGUUAGUUCCUCCUUUUCUAAACUUGGAGCAUGUUACAGCGGUGUUAUACAGUAGAAUCUUAUACUUCACCUACAAUGUUGAUACACCUAUUUUACCAGGACAAUAAUGUCCAGCAGAUUGACUUGUGAGGUAUUAUUUGACAAGGCAUACUUUGUACAAAAUAUAUCAUGGUCAUGUAAAAAGGAUGGACAUGGGGGUACAGUCUGUCAGAGGGUCACUGCAUGCAUAGGACCCGAUCUAAAGCCCAUUGAAGUUAGUGGAGUUUGACUUCAAUGGGCUUUGGAUCAGGCCCACAAUCAGGUAAAUCAGUUUAGCCAAUGGCCAUCUCAUAAACAAUCAUCUCUUUUUCCUCUUAUGUCAAUUUAGUCUGUACUGGAAAGUGGUUGGACUGGCAGCUUUGGAAACAGACCUGUUCACAGAAAGCUGCAUCUGGAGCAGUGCAAGAAGUGCUAUGCCAUCUCCCCAGCGUAUCUUGUUGGACGGCAUACGGGAAUGAGAACUGGACAAAUGUCAACCAAGACAGCAGAGGGCUGCAACUUUGUUUUGAUGUUCACAAUUAUAGAAUGUACAUAUCCCUGACCUCAUAAUAACUGUGCUAUACUAUAAAUCUGGAGUUAAUCCGGGCAUAUUAAGGGGCAGACUCCUGCUGUGGUGCAGCAGAGGGAGUGCUGGGAGAACCAUGAUUGACACUCUGAUUCUCUCCCUCAAUCCUGAUGCAAGUUAGAGUAACGCUUAGGCUAUGGACUGCUGGAGUGUUACCCCUUAAGAUUCUCCCCUUCCCUGCAAGUGAUGUUUCCUUUGCAUUGGGGCUGCAAAGAGGGAGAUACAGAAACUCUUUGCACAUUGAAGAUUCUCCCACAUGGGGAUUUGGCAGCAAGGGAUUUGUGUGGAUUUGCACUCCCUGAGUGCUGCAAAGGCAGAGGUUAGGAGUAGAGAAUCUGCCCCUAAAACUUGAAAGGAUCCUAGUACAAUCAUGCUGUCAGAGCUAUGGCCUACUGGCCAUAAAUUAUAUAAAACUAUAUAUUAAGGAAAGUUGGGAAUAUCUAGUUAACCUCAUCAGUUUGAUCAAAUUACCAACAGUCAAUCGCAACUUUGCCUAUUAGAGGAGCUGGAUCACUAGGUAAGAAAUACUCGGAACAACAUUUUGGCAUUUUGUUUGCUCUAUGAAAUUAACCAUUUAGAAUUUGUCAAGAAAUGAAUGGAGAUUGGGGUGAUCAAGUUUGAACUGAUAUUUGCAAAAUGCAUUUUAUCAGAACAAAAUAGCCUUGGGCAUGGGAAAAAGUUGUAAUGAACUCAGGACAUAAGCCUGCUCUUCCUUUUGCAGCUUUUUUUAAUAAAGGGAGAGUUCUUUUUGUAAAACCACCAGUGUUGGAAAGCCAGAAUUAGAAAACUUGGAAGUGUUGGAAUGCACAUCUGUGGCCACUCAAGCAACCUUAACUCUACCCCUGUAUCCUGCCAACCUUCCAUUCUCUUCACCUGUUGUACUUAACGAGUAAGAUGGAAAAGUUUUAAUGCAGGGCUUUCAGAUGAACGUGGUUUUGAUGAGGACUAAGUUCACAGCCGGUGGCUGCAGACAUCUUAAGUCUGCUCCUGUUUGCUGAGCUGUGGAGUGCAUGGGUUUAGUUUUGUACAAAUAUAUCCAAUAUGAAGGUGUGAUCUGCUUCCUGCGUGGCUCAUGUAAGCUACUUUUAUUCUAGCUUUUGUAGUUCUAGGUACAGUAAUUAUGCAUUUGUGCUGGGGUCAAAGUAAGGCACUCUUUGGGGUAUUGGUUAAUUUUCUGAAUAUGAUCCAUUUCAGUUAAGAGAUGCAGUAGUGCUCUCUGCUGGCAUGUGGUCUUAAGAAGGCAGGCGCCAUUGUAGAUGUAGCCAUAUGGCUUUCUUUCAGUCCUCCUAGACUGGCAUUUGAGUGCUCCACAUGGGUUUCUUCCUGUAGGCCAUACCACUGUGUUUCCUGCCUGCUACCUUCCCUCCCGCACUCUCAUAUUAUGCCAAUCCGCAUUUAAGGCAAAAGGAAUGUGGAUGGUAUUUUGAAUAACUUCCACUAAGACAUUCCUCAGAAUUAAUCAAAGGCAGCAGUUCUCAUUACGAUACAACAAGCUAAAACAAUGAGGAGUUCCUAGCCAACCCGUUUUGGAGUUAUGAUGAGCAAAAAUUAGUUAAAGAAGUCAGAUCACCUUUUUUUAUUAUUAUUUAAAUCCUCAUAUCGCCUAAACACCAUAUCCAGUUUUACUCCUAUUUUCCAGGGUCCUAAGAUCCCAAUCUAAAAAAAAUUUCAGUCAAAAUCAGAUCACAGGUAAAUUCACCAUACUGCAGUAAUUGGGAUUGUAAUAUACUAUAAAUUUUCAGUCAGUUACUUCACUCUAAUUAGGUCUCUAAUCAGUCCUUUUAUUAGCAAUCAACAAGAUUAGGAAAGAUGUAAUCAUUGCUCUAAUUAGCACCAUUGGUAAUCAGACAAUAAGAAAAUGCAUGCUAUGUGUAGCUAGCAAGUUGCAAAAACAGCACUUCGUUUUCACCAGUAUUAAGAGGUAAUCAUCAGUGCCAAAAUUUCACCAGUAUUAAGAAUCAUUCAUUGAAAAGGCGGAAGGAAUGCACCAGGAUUGAAAGAACAAAAAAGCUUUUCAGAUGCUGCAAUGUUAAGGUUAUAAAAUUAUCUGUCUAGUUUUUCAGAAGGUUGUUGAUCACUGCGGGGUUUGAACAUGGUAGUCUUGGGAAAAAUAUUAGGACUGCUAUUAAUCUUUUUUUUAUCAACUAUCUGGAUUUAGUUUCUUGCCUCAAAGAUAAGAUUUAUAUGCAUUGUAACUGAUUCUGUGAAUAUGAUCUCUUCUGUAAGUCCUCUCUAAAUGUCAAAUGGAGGAGCCAAGUUAUUAGCUUGUGGGCACGUGCACAUUUCCAAACUACAUUUGUGGAAACAACACCGGACAAUAGGAAUCUACAACGUUCGAGGUAAGUUCAAAAGAUAAGUGAAUGCUUUUUUCCGGCAAGUGUGUCAUGUAUCCCAAACUGUGAAUCCCUGAGUGUUCCCCAGAAAGCAAGUGCUAAGGUUAUGGGUUGAGCUGAACAUGUAAUGUAAGGCAGAAUAUGGAGUUGCUGUUCGGAUAAAAACAUCCGGUGCAGAGAAAACAGAUUAAAUUGUGACAAUUAUAAUGAAGUUGCCACAGCAGAAAUUCAGGAUGAUUCUGGGGACUAGAAUGUCGAGGAGACUCAUCUGUACAGGAGAAGGUGGGAGGGUGCCACCAGGUUAUCAGGUGUGAUGAAAGGAAUUGUUUGGGUAUAGAUAAUGCAAGGGGUGACUAUCAGAACUGUGGGCAUCUGCUACAGACAUUCAGAACAGGAAGACCGCAAGAUCUAAGAAUUGAUGAGGUAUUCUAACUGCCCAGGUAUCUGUUGGGUAUAGAGCAACAGCAAAAGAUUCCAGAGUUCUGCAGGACAAAGCCGUGGUGCAGAAUGUAGAGUUUUCUAGCACAUGAGAAGCAAUCUGAACCUUGCUACUUUUUGAGGCAGGCACUGCUUGAGAUCAUAAGAUUAAUGGGGAGUGGACACACAACACAAUGAAACAUAGGUUAGAAAUACAGAAAAUUAAUGUCACUUGAACGCCAGCAAUUUUGUUAGCCACUACUCUCAGGGGCGGCUCCAGGCACCAGCGCAGCAAGUGUGUGCGGGGGGGCGGCAGUCGGGCUACCUUCGGCGGCUUGCCUGCGGGAGGUCCACCGGUCCCAUGGCUUCAGCAGUAGGUACGCUGAAGGCACCGACCUGCGGACCUCCCAUAGGCAUGCCACCAAAGCCGCCUGACUGCCGUGCUUGGGGCAGCAAAAUACAUAGAGCCGCCUCUGACUACUCUAAUGCAAAUAAUAGAGUCCCCAACUCGGAUUGGGUUCCCAUUUUACUAUACACUAAAGGGAAAAGCUUUCAACUGAACUUAAGUCCCAAAAGAGACAGGCUUCUGGGAGCUGAAGUCUCAAUGGAAAUCAGUGGGACUUGAGCGUCUGUCACUUGCACUUUAAAAAUUUGACCCCGUACAAACACAUAGUAAAAAAUAACCUGUAUUCCCAAAGAACUUUAGUUAAAUAUCCUUGAGGAACAACAAUUACAAAAUAUGCAGAGGAAAAACAGGAAUGUUGGAAGAGGCUUGGAAGUGAUAAUGGGCAUCACUACAGAUGAGAUUUUUCUAAUGUGAUGUGACUGCCAAAAAAAAAAAGGGGGUGGGGUGGGAGGAAAGGCCAGUGCAAUUUGGGCUGCAUAUACAGAGACAUAUCAAGAAACAGGAGGUAAUAUUCUCUUAUACAUCUCCAGUGCAGCUGCAACUGGAAAUGGCCCUUUCACUUGUAGACAGCUCAGAACCAGCAAACUGGUUGGAGUUUAGAGAAGGACAGUACAAAUGAUUACGGUGCUAGAGGUGUGACUUAGAUUAAAAGGAAAACGUGUCUAGCUUUUACAAAUGAAGCUAAAGGUGAGGUGAUGUGAGUUAACAAUUAUUUGAGAUGAGUUUAUAUAAUGUGCACAAGGAUAGAACUAUGCAGUUGAGAAGGAAACUCGCAGAAUUGUAGGAAAAAAUUCUAGAUUGUGAGACACUUUUGGAUUAUGGAUAGUUUUGUAAGGGAAGAGGUGGAAGCACUAGCACUUCAGACUAGGCCAGGCAAAGCACCGGAACAUGUACUGUAGAGAAUAAUCGGAGAUUGGCAAGGAGACCGCCUGGCUAUUGUAAUAGGUCUUUUCUACCUUUAUCUUCUGUGCAUUGAUGUAUUUAGGGAGAUGUGUUUGUGAAACUGGGGAAGAAAAGAUAAUUCGCUUUCAUUUACUAUAGUCCAAAAUGAGGUGUACUCAAUCUUGUCUUCUGCACUUGGUUUUUGUACCCAAGCCCCUGUGCCAAAUAGUCAUGACGACACAAGUUUAACCUCUGAGAACUUUAUAGUCUAUCACAAAAUGAAGCCUGUUAAAUAACAAACUUGUAUCAAAGUCUAGUGGAAACUGGAUGUUCAUAUCCACUAUAGACUUAACAUAGUAAUUUUGUGAAAGCUGUUUAAUUAAGAAGCCUAAUAUUUACAAGGCCUCAUUUCAGAUGUGCUGAGGGUCCAUAACACCACUGGAAAUUGAUGGGAGUUGUGGAUGCUUGGAGUUACCGAAAACCAGGUGCAUGUUGACUUAGAAAUAUUAAAUACUUCCAUUGAAAAACUGUCCUCUUAAAACUUAUACCCAGGACUGUAUCUAUUUAAUCAUAGAAUAUCAGGGUUGGAAGGGACCUCAGAAGGUCAUCUACACUCCAACCCCCUGCUCAAAGCAGGACCAACCCCAGCUAACGCCUAAAUGGCCUCAAGGAUUGAACUCAUAACCCUGCGUUUAGCAGGCCAAUGCUCAAACCACUGAGCUCUCUUUCCCAGAACAGUGGGGCCCACUUGGUUGUGUCUUUUAAGCAUUCCCAUAAUGUAAAUGCUACCCUUCCAGGUGAGAAGGAUGGGUGCACACUAGAGACCAUUGCAAGCUGGAAAAACUGGGAAUAAGUAUCCACAAUUAUAGGACAUCAGUUUUCCAACAGGUAAAAUGGAAUCCUGUCCUUUCCUUGUGCUUUUCUCCCUCCCAGUAGUAGAUUGGGAAAACUGUGGUUCAACUGUUCUGUGGGUAGUUAAAGAAAUGGAAGUAUCAUGUGUUUCAGAUUUUUGAAUGCUCCCAGUCACUGGCACUUGUUAACUACCAAACUACUGAAAAUGACAAACUAAUAAAAGAUAAAUAUCUUGUAUUUAGUCCAUAUGUCUCCUUAUUUCCAUUUCCAAAGAGGAGGGUAAACAUAAAAACAAUCCACAUUUUCAGUUGGCAGCAGCCUGCUGACUUUAUUGGCUGUGAUUGUGGUUUUUAUAUAAUAGACCAAACUACUGGGGACAUUAAGAAGGGAAGAAGUGAAGAAGCCAAUCACCUCCUCUUGUGGGGAAAGGGAAC